CAUUAAUCAAUAUCACAUAUAAGUAUAUCAAGUGCCACUCGAUUCAUCUUCAUUACACACUAACAAAAUAAGUAAAUAACCAAUUAAAAAAAAAAAAAAACUCAUAACUAACAUUAUGGGAUUUAGAGCAUUUGCCCUUUCUCCUUCACAACAUGUUCAUCUAGCUCAAAAGUAUUCCCUCCAUAGCAACAAUUCCCACAACAAAAGAUCGUCAAGUCUCGUGUUCGUAACUCAUGCCAAGAAACAAAAUGCCGAUGAAGAACCGAAAGAGAGAAAACAAUCGCUUUUUGGGGCCGUGACCGAAGCUUUAGAUUUCUCUCAGGUUAGAUCGGCAAAAGACGCCGAGCUUUUGGAGGAGGCUCGGGAGCAAACAAGAUCGGGAGAGAGAAUGUCGAGGGAGCAGUAUGGAGCUCUAAGGAGGAAGAUUGGGGGAACGUACAAGGAUUUCUUCAAGUCAUAUGUUGAUGUGGAUGGGAAAUAUGUGGAGGAGGGAUGGGUGGACAAAACAUGCAAAGUGUGCAACAAGGACACCAAAGGAGAGCCAAGGCAAGUCGAUAAGCUUGGCCGAUACGUUCAUCUUUCUUGCCUCCAAAAACCAUCUUCUUCGCCCAACUUCUUUACCAGACUCUUUUCUGGACAAUUAUAGUAACGAUGUACUAGCCACUCUUUUUCAAAUUUCAACAUAUAUAUACUUGUGCUAUCUUCCUACAAAUUACCCUUUGGUUGCUUAUCAAACCUACAAAUUAACUCUAGGUCUUGAUCAAUUUAUUCGGAUUGUCAUCCCAUUUUACCAGGUUAACCGCGCAAAAAGAAAUUUAACUUAGCGUAAAUGCUUUCAUAUGAUAAUUCUAAUGUACUCCAACCAAUUAAAGGCGACAAAGGGAAAAAGAAAAGGCACAAUAAUUGUUAGAGGAAUUUGCACCCUAUACUACCAAAUAUAUUUUAUAUUACAUAUUUACACUUAACUAAUAUUUAUUUGUAAAAAUACAAAAUCACCCCAAUAUAUUUACACAUAUACCAGAUUUUAUAUUAAUUAUGAUUUAAAUAUGAAAAGUGAAUCAGUUAUGAAUUAAUUAGGAUAAUUAAUCCCUAAUAUCAGAAUCACUCCCCACGGCGAUUAAAUCCCAAAAAUUCCUAAUAUACUCCGAGCAAUUACACUCUGCCUGUCGAAUCUCAUUCUUCUCCGCAAUUGCCACCUCAACACGGCCGGCGCAA
Molecule: messenger RNA, 1215 nt
Organism: Striga asiatica
Lineage: Eukaryota; Viridiplantae; Streptophyta; Magnoliopsida; Lamiales; Orobanchaceae
Source: the annotation of a GenBank genome assembly